Messenger RNA from Clarias gariepinus (North African catfish), 4122 nucleotides. RefSeq names its product protocadherin-9. NCBI's taxonomy places the organism in Eukaryota, Metazoa, Chordata, Actinopteri, Siluriformes, Clariidae. The transcript has 5 exons. Gene Ontology annotation, molecular function: calcium ion binding. The record is from RefSeq and is a predicted model, not a curated record. Gene Ontology annotation, cellular component: plasma membrane. Bases 422 to 4072 code for a protein of 1216 amino acids. Gene Ontology annotation, biological process: homophilic cell-cell adhesion.
GACAUCUGGGAGCUAAUGCAUUCAUAUGCAUGAUUGAACUUGAGUCUCUCUUUUUCUCUCGUGCUGGGAUGAAAUAUGGGAUCUGUGCAAAACAGGUGCUUGGUCUAAAUCUCAACCUCUGAAUCCCCUUUUGAAUGCUACAAUUUUAUGAUGCAUGGAUUUUCUUUCUUUUUCUUUCUUUUUUUCUUUCUAUAACUAGCACUGGAGGGCUUUAAUAUCGGAGCUCGUGCGAAUCAAGAGGAUUUUUCCCCCCACUCACUAUGCACGACCUCAAGAGUCACUAACACACGUAUACCAGGGAUUAUGCUCGACUGCUGCUUAUCGAGAAAGGCACGGUUUCCUUGAACGCAUGGCUCUGACCACACUGCAAUGAGGAUAAGUGUUUGAAAUCAAGCAGAGGAAAGACAUUCGAAGUGCUGUCAUGGAUUUAAAGGAUUUUUACCUAUUGGCAACCUUUGUGGCUUGCCUGUGGCUGGAUCCAGCCAUCGCCCAAGAGCUAAUUUACUCGAUCCGUGAGGAGCUGCAAGAGAACGUACUUAUUGGAAAUAUACCAAAGGAUUUGAACAUCUCCCAUAUGAAUGCUGCCAGCAACAAUCUGGUUUACCGUCUGGUGUCGAAAGCCGGGGACAACCCAUUACUGAGAGUAAUGAGCAACACAGGAGAGAUUUUUACCACCUCGAACCGCAUAGACCGUGAAAAACUCUGUCCUGGCCCAUCGUUCGAGGAUACCGAGUGCUCGUUCGAGAUUGAAGUGGUGAUCCUGCCUAACGACUACUUCAGACUAAUCAAAAUCAAGAUCAUCGUGAAGGACACCAACGACAACUCUCCGAUGUUUCCUUCUCCGUUGAUGAAAAUUUCCAUUCCUGAAAACACACUCAUAAACAGCCGCUUUGCCAUUCCCUCUGCGACCGAUCCCGACAUGGGAUCCAACAGCGUCCACAAAUAUGAACUCGUGGAUGUGCAGAAAACUUUUGGCUUGGAUAUUGUCGAGACGCAGGAAGGAGAAAAGUGGCCACAGCUGAUUGUCCAAGAGGAUCUGGACCGGGAGCAAAAAGACAUGCAUGUGUUGAAAAUCAAAGUGGAGGAUGGUGGAAAUCCACAGAAGUCCAGCACUGCCAUUCUUCAGGUUUUAGUCACUGAUGUCAAUGACAAUCGUCCAGUUUUUAAAGAAAGCCAAAUAGAAGUCCACAUACCUGAAAGCUCUCCAGUCGGGACUUCUGUUGUACAGCUCCAGGCUACGGAUGCAGAUGUUGGGUCCAACGCAGAAAUCAAAUACAUGUUUGGAACUCAAGUUUCUCCAGCCACACGGAGACUCUUUGCACUAAAUGCUACGACCGGACUGAUAACAGUACAGAGGCCACUCGAUAGGGAAGAGACUGCAAUUCAUAAGCUGUCAGUUUUAGCGAGUGAUGGAAGCUCCAGUCCAGCAAGAGCGACUGUAACAAUCAAUGUGACUGAUGUGAAUGAUAAUGCUCCAAAUAUAGACCUGAGAUACAUUAUCAGUCCUACUAAUGGCACCGUAAUGCUGUCUGAAAAAGACCCCAUUAACACUAAAAUAGCUCUUAUCACCAUCUCUGAUAAGGACACCGAUGUCAAUGGCAAGGUGAUCUGUUUUAUUGAAAAGGACGUGCCGUUUCACCUCAAAGCUGUCUAUGACAACCAGUAUUUGUUGGAAACUUCAGCAUUGUUGGAUUACGAAGGGACCAAGGAGUACAUUUUUAAAAUCGUGGCUUCUGACUCCGGAAAGCCUAGUUUGAACCAGACCGCUUUGGUAAAAGUGAAGCUGGAGGAUGAGAAUGACAAUCCACCCAUAUUUAGUCAGCCUGUUAUCGAACUGUCAGUCAUGGAAAAUAACCAGCGUGACCUUUUCCUAACAACCAUUAGUGCCACGGAUGAAGACAGUGGGAGGAAUGCAGAAAUCGUCUACCAGCUCGGACCCAAUGCCUCCUUCUUCGAUCUGGACCGCAAAACAGGGGUGCUGACCGCCUCGAGGGUCUUUGACAGAGAAGAUCAAGAUAGGUUUCUCUUCACCGUCACAGCAAGAGACAACGGCACCCGGGCUUUGCAGAGCCAGGCAGCUGUGAUAGUUACCAUUUUAGAUGAAAAUGACAACAGCCCCAAGUUCACGCACAAUCACUUUCAAUUCUUUGUGUCUGAGAACUUGCCUAAGUAUAGUACAGUAGGAGUGAUUACAGUCACAGAUGCAGAUGCAGGUGAAAACGCAGAGGUGUCCCUCUCCAUACUCAAUGAUAACGAAAACUUUAUUCUUGAUCCCUUCUCCGGAGUUAUAAAAUCAAAUGUUUCCUUCGACAGAGAGCAACAAAGUUCUUACACCUUCGACGUAAGGGCUGUUGAUGGUGGUCGUCCUCCAUGUUCGUCAGUUGCCAAAGUCACCAUCAAUGUCAUUGAUGUCAACGACAACCCACCCGUUGUCAUUUUCCCUCCAUCAAAUACUUCUUUUAAACUUGUACCACUUUCUGCUAUUCCGGGAUCCGUAGUCGCUGAGGUUUUUGCUGUGGAUGGAGAUACAGGAAUGAAUGCCGAAUUAAAAUACACUAUCAUUAGUGGUAAUGGCAGAGGACUUUUCAGGAUUGAUCCUGUUACGGGAAACAUUACAUUAGAGGAGAAACCCACGAUUGCGGAUAUUGGCCUCCAUCGUCUGGUGGUCAACAUUAGUGACCUCGGCUAUCCAAAGUCCCUGCACACUCUAGUUCUUGUUUUUCUUUACAUCAAUGACACGGUCGGAAAUUCAUCUUUUAUCAAUGACCUUAUCCGGCGCACUAUGGAGACGCCUUUGGAUAGGAAUAUCGGUGACAGUAGCGAAACAUAUCAGAACGUCGACAACCUUAAAACUAUCAUUGCCAUUGUCACAGGUGCUAUGGUGGUAAUCGUAGUGAUAUUUAUUACCGUCCUGGUUCGUUGCCGCCAUGUUUCCCAGUUUAAAGCAGCUCAAAGGAAGAAACAAGGUGCCGAGUGGAUGUCGCCCAACCAGGAGAACAAACAGAACAAAAAGAAAAAGCGCAAGAAAAGGAAGUCACCCAAAAGCUCCCUGCUUAACUUCGUUAGUAUCGAGGAGAACAAACCUGAUGAUCCAGCUCACGAACCCAUCAAUGGCACCAUCAGCAUCCCAGCUGAACUCGAGGAGCCAGGGAUCGGACGCUUUGACUGGAACACAACGCCGACUACCACCUUCAAGCCCAAUAGCCCUGACUUAGCAAGGCACUACAAGUCAGCCUCACCCCAGUCGGCUUUUCACGUCAAGGCCGACACUCCAGUUUCGGGGAAAAAGCAUCACGUUGUUCAGGAGCUGCCCCUCGACAACACUUUCGUCGGGGGAUGCGACACGCUUUCCAAACGCUCGUCGACUAGCUCGGAUCACUUCAGUGCCUCGGAGUGCAGCUCCCAAGGAGGCUUCAAGACAAAAGGAGGGACCUUACACAACAGACAGGGGACUCUACCACGUGCUCGGACUGAGCUGAACCCAGAUUAUCUGGACCUGCGCUCUAGAACGGACCUGAACCCUGAAUACUGGACGCCGUGCACACCACUGUCUCAGCGGCGUGUGACCUUUCACCUUCCUGACGGUUCUCAGGAGAGCUGCAGUGACAGCGGUUUGGGUGAGCCAGAGUCUGUCGGGGGUGGAGCUUUGAUUUCAAAGCCCCUCCCACUUUCACAGGAAGAGUUCUAUGAGCAAGACAAACGAACCGAGGCUGAUGGCAACUCCGAUCCGAACUCGGAUGGACUUUUAGGACCCAGAGGCCUAAUGGAAGCAACAGAGAUGUGUACACAAGAGUGUCUAGUGCUCGGCCACUCGGAUAACUGCUGGAUGCCCCCCAAGUCGCCGGCUUCAUCCUACGGAGGCGGCCAGAACGAGUGGACGAAAGACAAACUGCAGAAUGGUCACACGCUAACCCGUGGCUGGAAGAGCAGCCACGAGCACUUCGGAGACCGGAAAUCUUUCAACGUAGGAGGAGUUGGAGUGAGCAGUCACAUAACCGACAUCCCAUUGGCCAGUUUGAAAUCCUACCAGGCCUCUUCUGGCACUGAAAACCCAAAGGAGCAACAGCUUUAAGAGCAUUUACUCCAUUACUGAUAUUUUAUUCCGGUUAAAAAAAAAAAAAA